This is a messenger RNA of Plasmodium coatneyi, 3930 nucleotides long. RefSeq names its product Ubiquitin carboxyl-terminal hydrolase 2. Gene Ontology annotation, biological process: protein deubiquitination. The transcript is spliced from 3 exons. The record is from RefSeq and is a predicted model, not a curated record. NCBI's taxonomy places the organism in Eukaryota, Apicomplexa, Aconoidasida, Haemosporida, Plasmodiidae. Gene Ontology annotation, molecular function: cysteine-type deubiquitinase activity. The coding region runs from base 1 to 3930 and encodes 1309 amino acids.
AUGGAGUCCCCAGUUACGUCGAAUUCGCCCAGCAAAAGCUUAACCCUUGAUAAGAUCCAAGUUUUGAAUUUGUUUAAGCUGUUUGAUAAUCUGCCCUUCGACCCAAAGAGCGAAAAUGAGACAUGGUAUAUCGUGAACAAAGAAUUCAUAGACAGCCUGAAGAACUACGAAGAAGGGAAGGCCAGUCGGUACCAAACUCUGAUCAACAACAAAAUAUUUGUGGAGGACGCCAGUAACGUUACCACCAGGACCAGGCUCCUAAAGGAUUACGAAAAUGGCAACGGAGUCAACUUCCUCCUCUAUCCGGAGAAGGCCAUAGAAGUGUUGGAAAAGCAUUUUCACUUUAACCUAAAAAUCCCCAGGGCGGUUUACCCCUAUAAGGUUCCCAAGAGGGAGAGGAUAAUUUAUAAGGUUGACAUCCAGCCACUGAAAAUUGUGGUGUACUCAAAAAACCCGAACGAGUUCAGCAGCCCGUCCAAGAUGAAGAUCGUCGUCCUGCGGAACGACACGGUGGAGGACGUCCUGAAGGAGAUCAUCACCGACUUCAACCCGGCGUGCUUCAAGAAGAACCUAUUCUACGCAGAAGAAAUGAGCGGCAAGAGGGAGUACAACUGGGAGCGUCUGUACCUGCACGAUUCGACGGAGUAUCCCCUGAAGAAAAAGAUCCACGAAUAUGACAUCGAUGAGAGGACCUGUUUGUUAAUAACAAAUGAGCGAGCGGACAUAAAAUGUCUGACGAAUGAGAGUGACUAUGGGUAUACACGGCGGGAGGCGAGUUUUAGGAGGUCGGAGAAGGAGGAGGAUUGUAUGAGGGGCUACUCCAGUGGACGCACCGGAGGGUACGGUAGUACUACCCACGCCCAGGGAUACACACACGGAUAUUCCCAAGAAAGCAUGGUCAAGCAGAUAGGCUAUAUAUUCGAGCACGGGGGGGACCGAGGUUUGAUCAACCUGGGGAAUACCUGCUUCUUGAAUUCCUCCCUGCAGUGCCUUGCGAAGAUAAAAAAAUUUUCCAAUUAUUUCCUAAGUGGAACGUUUUGGAAUCACAUAAACUACUCGAACCCAGUGGGUCAAAAUGGACGACUAGCCAAAGCGUACUACGAAACGUUGCUUGAGCUUUGGAAGAUAGGUAAGAGAAGCGAACCGUACGCACCAAAGGCAUUAAAACAAGCCAUAAGUGAAAAGAGGGAUGAGUUCUACGGGUACCAACAACACGAUUCACAAGAAUUGUUAGCCUUCCUUUUGGAUGGGCUCCAUGAAGAUUUGAACCUAAUACAGAAGAAGCCCUACUACGAGGAAAAACUACAAGGAGGGUUAGACAAACUGGAUAUUGACGUAGCGGAAGCAUCUUGGAAUAGACACAAAGAAAUUAACAACUCUAUCAUAGUGGACCUGUUCCAGGGACAGUACAGAUCUCGCUUACAAUGCCCCAAGUGUAAAAAAGUUAGCAUAGCAUUCGACCCGUUUAUGUAUUUGUCAGUCCCCUUACCUCCCAAAAAGAACCACCGCAUUUGGUUUCACGUUAUCCUAAAUAGGGACGUACCAAUUGGCAUGAGAUUUUCCUGCUCCUUCAGUGGUUCACAGGAGGUACUAAAAUUGAAAAUUUUCUUUCUCACGAUAAUAAAAAAUUUAAAAGUGAAAAGGAAAAAUAUCCUACUUCAUAAUAAGUGUAUAAUAAAAAAUAGCAAAGAGACUUCCCAUGAGGGAAGAAGUAACCACGCCAAUGUACCUAUGUCCAGUAGCAGUGGUAGCAGCUGUGGUGGUGGGACGGGAGACACCACCAGCAGUAGUGCCUUCAAUUUUCAUUACAAAUAUUUGGAUGACAAAAAUGAAUUCUACGAAGAUAAUGAGGACAACUGCACUAAUGCGGAUAUUGCGAAUUACGUGAGGGCUAUAAAAAAUAAAAGUAAAAUAACAAGCACGUUGAAGGAACAAGAUAUCUCCACCGUCCAUGAAAGCAUCUGUGCCAUGUGUAACAUUCAAUCUAUUGAAGAAUUAGACAUUAAUAAUUUGAGCUUUCUUUCUACAAAAUUUAAAAAUCUUGCUUGUAAUCAAUUUUUUCAAGUCUUAAAUAAUUCUGAUUUUGUUACCGAACCGCAUACAAGAAAUGGAAAAGGCAUCAGCCACAUUUUUGUUUUUAUCCUCCCCAAGUUAUAUUCCCACCUGAUCGAUAAAAACAUGGAUGCCAAUGUUGCUGAUGAAAAUUUGGAGGUGCUUACCAACUCCACCGUCACCACAAACAACACCAGUCUCAGGGAUGAAGAGAUGAACGUAAAGAACGAAACGAAUAGUAUUAAUAAUAAUAAUAGUACGGUUGAGAAGAAAUCCUUGAAAGAGAAGAACAACCACUCUAGCAAGAUUCUUAAAAAGAGGAAGGGUCUGCUCGGUUCCCCCAACAGUAAUGGUAGCCCUAUUCGCAAGGGAGAGAAAAUGCACCCUUUCGGAGCCGAGGAGGACGAAGACGACGAGGUCACUUCGGGCACUGCACCCCCAGGGGGAUUGAAUGGUAACUCUGGCGGAAAUGCUAACAGCAGCGGAGGAGAACCCUACGACGAAGCAAUGGAAGAGUCAAACGAUGUUAACACGCAGGAGAGUUGCUCAGAGGUAGCCCUACAUGAUUCCCCUGGAAUGAACAGAAGCAGAACGAACUGCGAGCAACACAUAUCCUACAAUGAACUCCUUAGAGAUCGAAUUAUGUUUACCCAAGAUGUAUACAACCUGCACGACAAGUACUUCUCCCUCCUAAUUGUACCCCUAUGCAAAGAUGAGCAGCUUUUUUACAAAAUGAAAAAUAAUGACUUGCCCCUCCUGUUUAAUGUCCCUUUCAAUUUUACCCUCAAUGACCUGUACGGCAAGGUAGAAAAUGCCUACCGGAAGGGACCUGCGGGGAGUACGGUACCCAGGGGAACUACCAACACUUCCAAUAGGAACAGUAAUCAAGCAGACUACAACAAUCCUUAUGGAGAACUCUACGCACAUAACGGUAAUGCAAAAAUUGGAGGAGAGGAGGAAAGUGCAAAGAAGGAUAGCAUGUCCAGUAGCGACGUGGCGAAUAAGGCCGUCACAAGUGAGUACGACCGGCUGUUGGAGGAACAGGGAGACCCAAGGGAUGUUCACGGGGGGGACAACUGUGUCAGCAAGUUCACUCUGCAUCUGCCCUGCUACAACCUGAAGGAGGAGUGGACGCCCAAGGAUAACCUCGGGCUCGAGCUCAAAAGAGACGAAACCUACCUCUCAGAUUACAUAAAAAAUUCAGAAGAAAAGCGACUCAUAAUUAUACACCUUAACAGCGUGGACAUAGAUUAUGAGUUGUCCCUGGACAUAAAAACCAUCACCUUUGUGGACUUGGAGGAACGAUACGGCAUUGAUACCUGUUUGAAAUUAUUCUCAGAGGAGGAGCACCUGGACGAGAAUAACACCUGGUACUGUGGUAAUUGCAAGCUCCACGUACAAGCUUAUAAAAAGCUGGACCUUUUCCGAAUGCCAAUUAUCCUCAUUCUACACUUAAAAAGAUUUAACAACACGAAUAGGUGGCUGAGGACAAAGAUUGAUUCCUAUGUCUACUACCCUCAUAAAGAAAAUGAGUACUUAAAUAUGACCCCCUACAUCCUGGAGGACGGUUUAAAACACAUGACAAAAAUGGAUCCUCAUUACUCUCCUUUGUAUGAGCUAAUUGGGGUUAACUGCCACACGGGUGGUCUCUGUGGGGGCCACUACUUCGCCUACGUCAAGCUCAAUGGCCAGUGGUACAACUUCAAUGAUACCUUCGUAACCAUCAUUGAGGAAUCGCAGGUUAAUACGAAAAAUGCCUACCUGCUGUUUUACCAGCUGCAUACUCACAAGAACGAGACCUUCACGGGCGUGGCGGAGCAGAGGAACUUGGCCGAGGAGGAGGCCAUUCGUAUGGCCAACGCGAGUUACUACAAUUAG